This is a messenger RNA of Zeugodacus cucurbitae (melon fly), 1079 nucleotides long. Its product is annotated as ER membrane protein complex subunit 2. The record is from RefSeq and is a predicted model, not a curated record. Gene Ontology annotation, molecular function: protein binding. Lineage: Eukaryota; Metazoa; Arthropoda; Insecta; Diptera; Tephritidae. Gene Ontology annotation, cellular component: EMC complex. The transcript has 5 exons. Gene Ontology annotation, biological process: protein folding in endoplasmic reticulum. Bases 128 to 1009 code for a protein of 293 amino acids.
GACAUCUGAUGGUAUUAUAGCGCCCUCUUGCGUUAAUAAAUUAUUACUAAUUAAUUUGACGUUUGUGCUAUUUAUUUCAUUGGGAAAUAAAUAGGGAAUCAUAUAGUUAAAUUUUCUAAACAAAUUAAUGGCUUACAAUUUUAAGGAAAUGAGUUGGACAGAUGUUCGUGACCAAUUUCGUAAAUGGCGUGAGGAUAAUGAGCGUCGCAGUGAUGAAGUAAUACAACUGUGGGAAGCAGUAUUGGAAAACCGUGUGCAAAAAACUGGCAAUGAGCGACAUCUUAUAUUGGAGCAAGUAAUCAUUGCCGCUUUUGACACUUCUCGGUUAGAUAUAGCGGAGAAAUGCAUUGAAACGCUUAGCAUAGAAUUUCCGGAAAGCAUGAGGGUGAUGAAGUUUGAGGCUAUGCGCUUAGAAGCUUUACAAAUGUACGACGAAGCAACUGAUUUGUUAGAUGAAAUUAUUGCGAAGGAUGAAACAAACGCCGCUCCCCGUAAACGAAAAAUUGCUAUUUUAAAAGCGAAGGGGAUGAGAUCUGAAGCUAUUAAAGAUUUAAGUGAAUAUUUAAAAACGUUUAUGUCUGAUCAGGAAGCAUGGCAUGAGUUAUGUGGACUAUAUUUGGCGGAAGGGGACUACUCUAAGGCGGUUUUUUGUAUGGAGGAGCUGUUACUACAUAAUCCACACAGUCAUCUAAUACAUCAGCGAAUCGCAGAAAUCCGAUAUACAAUGAGUGGAAUGGAUAAUGUGGAAAUCGCUCGCACAUACUAUUCCCAAGCACUGAAAUUGAAUCCAAAUAAUUUGCGGGCACUAUAUGGUUUAUAUUUGUGUUGCAGUUACAUUACCAAUUCCCGCGCCUUGGGUUCGAAACGCAAAGAGGCUCUAAAAAUGGCACAAUGGGCGUUUGAGAGUGCAGCCAUUCGAACAACCAAAUCAUCGAAAAUCAAUGGCAACGAUAAAUUAGUUUCAAGCCUAGAAUGCGCAUUGAGUAGCUUAGAUAUUAAAUCUAAUUGACAUUAUAAUAAAUUAUUGUUAUAAAAUGUAUAAUUUUGGAUCAAUAGAUAAUAUUAAUUGUGCUCUUUGA